UAUUUCUACGACUGACAAAAAAAUUGACACUGGUUUUGGUUUCACUGUGCGAUAAGGGGAAUCGUAAUCUCUCAUUUGUGCAUUAGGCCUACGUAAAUAAAAUUACAAUAGUUUCCCGUUUGUUGGUGGACUUUCCUUUGGUUUGACUUGUUCUACUUGAAUAUAAGCAUGUCACAUCCUUUGUUAAAAUAUUUAGCCAAGAAAAAUGGAAAUACAAAUGGCGAGUACGAAGAGUCUGCUGAGUAUGAAGAGUCUGCUGAGUAUGAAGAGUCUGCUGAGUAUGAAGAGUCUGCUGAGUAUGAAGAGUCUGCUGAGUAUGAAGAGUAUGCUGAGUAUGAAGAGUCUGCUGAGUAUGAAGAGUCUGCUGAGUAUGAAGAGUCUGCUGAGUAUGAAGAGUCUGCUGAGUAUGAAGAGUCUGCUGAGUAUGAAGAGUCUGCUGAGUAUGAAGAGUAUGCUGAGUAUGAAGAGUCUGCUGAGUAUGAAGAGUCUGCUGUGUAUGAAGAGUCUGCUGAGUAUGAAGAGUAUGCUGAGUAUGAAGAGUCUGCUGAGUAUGAAGAGUCUGCUGAGUAUGAAGAGUCUGCCGAGUAUGAAGAGUCUGCCGAGUAUGAAGAGUAUGCCGAGUAUGAAGAGUCUGCUGAGUAUGAAGAGUCUGCUGAGUAUGAAGAGUCUGCUGACGUCCUCAGUGAUUUAUCACCAAUAUUGCUGAUCACUCUUUCUUUGCCAUGUGUUGAUAUUACAAGAGUUACAAUUGUUCAUAACAAUUACCUCGAGGGAAUGUACGAGCUUAAAAAAAUGGAGUACAAAUCCAGAUAUGGUUCCGUUCAAGAGGUAACCCUUGUCCACUCAACCAGCGCUUAUAAUGUACCAUCUAUCAUUAAAGACAACUUGGACUGGCGACGUGUUACAAGAAACAAAUAUGGCAAAGGAGUUAGCUUCUCUGACGAUGCUGACUACGCUAACUUCCAUUCCAACCGCGGCAAUGGUGAAGAAAGAGCGUUUAUCGUAGCAAAAGUGCUGGUAUCAAAAAAAGUCUUUGGAAAUGCCUCAAUGGUAAUUCCUCCUCAUAAUGCUGACACCUCAAUCUCAAGUACUGGGAAGGUAUAUGUUAAGUACUCAGACAAUGAGUUUUUGAUCAAAUACAUUGUCUACUACAAUGCUCCUGAUAGAACCAAAAGUAAGCACUACCGAAGACCACGACACCAUUUCUUGCUUUGGUAAAAGGGUUGUUUCCGUUUCACAAAAAGUUGUAACUUAUGUUUUAAAAGUGUAUUGUGCAGUAAGCCUGAUAAGAUGAUUGUCUGGACUGGAGGUAUAUAACUGUGAAGAGCAGUUUGAUUUGCCAAUGUUAAGCUAUCUUUAGGCUGUACUUUAACAGCCUUAAUGAUUUAAGGUAAAUGUGAUUCUAAUUUAACAUUACGAUUGUACUGCUGUUCCCUGAUUGAGACAGUGUUCAGUAUUUUGUAAGAAAACUUUUGAAACCAAUCAUGUAUUCUUAAGUUCAUGAUUAUACAAAGGUGUAAUAGUAAUAAUAGUUUAUAGAUAAUAAGUUUAUGAAAACCUAAACUAAAGUUUCACAAUUGAGGAAAAUAUGUUUUAGCGAAUCUAGGUAAAUAUUGUUUGUACUUUAACAAACUAUUAUAGAGCUUAAGUUAAACAUGGUUUUUACAAAGGCAACGCCAGACGUAUUAUUUUUGAUAACAAGUUAGUAAUUUAGAGUGUAAGUUGUUUGUAUUCUUUUGACCAAGUUUAAUUUUACUUUAUUUAUAAGGAGUACUUCUUAAAAAUCCUUUAAGCUAAUUUCUUAACUUGAUUUUAUU
This is a messenger RNA of Macrosteles quadrilineatus (aster leafhopper), 1817 nucleotides long. RefSeq lists its product as uncharacterized. The coding region runs from base 169 to 1218 and encodes 349 amino acids. The transcript has 4 exons. NCBI's taxonomy places the organism in Eukaryota, Metazoa, Arthropoda, Insecta, Hemiptera, Cicadellidae. The record is from RefSeq and is a predicted model, not a curated record.